Molecule: messenger RNA, 2192 nt
Organism: Cryptomeria japonica (Japanese cedar)
Lineage: Eukaryota; Viridiplantae; Streptophyta; Pinopsida; Cupressales; Cupressaceae
Exons: 16
Coding region: 169-1869 (566 amino acids)
Cellular component (GO): AP-5 adaptor complex
Source: RefSeq, a predicted model, not a curated record
UGUGUUAAUAAGGCUCGCCGCCGGGGGCCUAGAUAUAAUUAAUUACAGGUUGAGUCAGUAAGAGUAAAUCCAUUUAAAAAGCUUGUUUACAAUAUUUAAAAAAACUCCUCCACACUUAUAUGAAGCGCGACGUUCUGUAGGAAGUUUUGGAUUUGGAAGUGGAGAGCAAUGGAAGAGGAGUGGAGUCAUCAUUUGCGGGUGUUGGCACAGAGUGGGAGUGGGAGAGAGGCAGUGGAUCCUCUUCAGCCUCCGCCUCAGCUUCAUCAUCUCCUUCAAUCCGUGAAUAAGUUGUACGAAAUGUGUAAGGCUGAGAAUUCGGCGGAUUUAGUAGCCAGAAUAUACCCGCAAAUGAACAAGCUCUUCCAACGCUUCAUUGCAUCCGCAUCCAAUUCUUCUGGGCUUCUCCUUCUGGCAAUUCUUCAAUUUUUCGUGGACUUUGGGGAGAUAGCAUUGCACGAUGCAGACCCCAGUAUCCGGACUUUUUUCCGUUCAUGCCUAAGCCGGCAAUUUACAGAUCCUCUAGUAGCAAUGGCAACUUUUGAUUUCCUCAAUCGAAACAAAAUAAAGUUGUUAAGUGCCUUCCCAAGUUUGCUCCCUCAGUAUUUUCCACUGUUUCUGAAACUGAUUGCAUGGAAUGGAGAGAUGUUAGAAAAACAAUUUUUAGCUCUUCUACCUGGAUUAAUGGCUCCAGGAUCUUUUCUACCUUUGUUUCCUGCCCUUACUGAUUUACCAACUCUAGUAGUAGCCCUGGAAAACUCAGAAGGGAGCUCGGGAUCGUUUGUUGGAAAUAAUACAGAUUUUAUUCAAAAAAGUCAAACACCUGAGCAGAAUCUGUUACAACUCAUGGAUGAAGCUUAUACUGGCUCCACAAUAGAGGACCGUGGUGGGGAUUCUGGUGAUGAGAAUGUUGGAUGUAGGGAUGAUGCAGAUGCUUUAUUCCUUGAUCUUCUUAAGGAUGAAAAUGAUGGUUUAGCGGAGCGCCACUGGACAUCUCAAGGAAUGGCUGCUACAUUACAAGCUGCCAUGGGUUCGGCCCAAUCAGAAAGGCUAAAACAGGUUUUCCGGGUUGCACCUCGGAUAGUUGAAGAAUAUUUCAGAAUUGCAUUGCAUGAUUUCAAUCAUUCUUUGAUUUGUGCAUUAAUCCCUCUUAUCAUGGCAAGGAAUGAUGCAUUGUUUCCAGAUAAAAAGUUUGCCUCAGAGAUACGGAAAUGCCUUUUUGAGUUUAUGCUUUCUGCAUUUGAGCGAUCUCCACAAUUUAUUUCACUGCUGAAGAAGCCUAUAAUGGACAGGAUUGGGGAGGCUUUUGAUAGCCCUGCCAAGACAGAGUUAGCAAUGCAGUUAUGCUGGGCAAUAGGUGAACAUGGAGGUGGUGGCAUAUCACAUAAGGAUGUGGCUAGGGAACUAUUUGAGGGCUUGGAAUUGCUUCUAUAUGAAAACCUUUCAUCCAGUCGUCUUGCACUGAAUAAUGAUAUGGUUGGCAAUUAUGAAGGGGCAAUUCUUAAGAAGUCUGGGCAAGCAAGAUUUCUCUGUUUUGUGGUAACAGCCAUUGCAAAGCUUGCUACAUACCACCGGGAGUUAAUCCCUAGAGCUCGUGUCUGUUUGGCUAAGGUAGCACGUUCUCGCCAUGUCUUAGAAAAGACAGUUUGGAGGCGUGCACGGGACUACUUGGGUUUAAUGACUGAGCCUGCAAUAUGUUUGUCUAUUCUUGGGCCUUCAAGUGGUUGCCAUGAUCGUGCUGCAACUGUACGCUGGAGUGAAGGUGGAACAAAAGCUGUUGCACAUAUCCCAUUUUAUAUCUUGGGAGAGAAAGAAGGUUCUCCUUUUCAUGAUUUUUCUCUCUCUGAGAUUCUUGGCAAAACUGAAACAUGAAAGAAGGCACCAGUAUACAUAGGCUUACACUGAGAUUAAGAUAGAUAGAUAGCAUUCUAUAUAAUCAAUCAAAAUGUGGUUGAAUUUAUGGAUAAAAUAUGAUGUUUCCAUAAUAAAUUUGUAUAUGGAGAACAUCAUCUCAUUUCAUCUUGUGAUGCUAGAGUGACAGUUUCAUCCAAAUGAUUGGUAGCAAUAUCACCCUAAUGUGUUGUGUUUCGUUUCUUAAGCUGCAAUGGUUGCAUUAAAAAUCUUAGCUCAGAUGUAUUAUCUUGUGAUAUUGAAUUUAGAAUUGCAUACAAAGGAUUGAUAGAAAUAUUUCUGCA